UCUUGAAUAUUAUUUUUAUUUCUUAGGUAUCAAGAAGAAUUACCAAAGAUUUUAGCGGCGCGUAAAGAGCGUCAAAUCCGGCAUGAUGAGUUGGUACAGAUAACUAAAUGGAAAUUAUGGCGAACCAAAAAUCGUGCAGGUUUAUUGGAUCUUGUACGAAUGAAUACAGAAACUGCAGUUAAAGCAGUAUCCACCAAAGCUUUCAAAAAAUGUCCAACGAAUCUCCAUGGAGCUAUUUCAGCAUUGGUCAAUUUAAAAGGGAUUGGAGUUGCUACCGCAUCAGCUAUUUUAUGUGCUUAUGCUCCCGAGAUUUGUCCUUUCAUGGCGGAUGAAUGUUUAAUGUCAGUUCCAGGAAUAGAAAACACCAAUUAUACCGUAAAUGAAUUUAUUGCUUUCGCUGACCAAAUUAAAGUCGCCUGUGACAGACUACAAGCCGAAGAUCCCACUGCUAAAUGGACUCCACAUAAAGUAGAAUUAACUUUAUGGACACAUUAUUGGAUUAAAGAAAUGAAACUUAACUUAUUGGAUAAUAUGCCUACUCCUGAUGGAGUUGCAAAUGAGAAUGAUAAUGAAAAAGAUGAUGAUGAUUUAAAGAAUGGUAAUGGUGAUUCUCAUACAAACGGUGGAGGUGAUAAAGUAUUAGAUGAUGAUUCCAAUAUAUCUGUACCUGUAUCUAAUGCCUCCGAAGUAGAAGAAAAGAGUAAUGAUUCAACUAAAGAUGAUCUAGAUGGAGAUUCAAGAUUAGGACGAAAUGAUAAAAAUAAUGGUAGCGCAUAUAACUGCAUCGAAGAUAGUAAAGAUGGUUUAGGUCUAUGUUCAGAUGAUAAUUCACGACAACAGAUUAUAACAAAUGGAGACAACAGUAAUCUAAGUUACUCUAAUUUAAGUUCAGAUGAUUUGAACAACAGUACAGCUGAAAAUACAGCCGACGCACCCACCAACUCUACUAUUUUAACUCCAACAGCAACACCAACCCCACCGACCACCACAACAACAAUCACAACAAACAAUAAUGGACAUGUGGCCAAUGGUGAAAGCUGUAACGAUGAUCACAAUGUUGCUGAUAAUGGUGAUACAAAAAUUAGCGAAAUUAAAAAGUCUGAAAAUAAUUCUUUAGAGGAAAAUGUUAUAACCGAUAUGGAUACCCUCUCUAAAACAACAACUAAUGCUACUGCUAUUAAGAGACCUGUGGAGGAGAUUACUAAUGAAAUCAAAGGAAGCGAAGAUAAUGGAUCGUUGGAGAAGAAAUCCAGAAUCGAAUAAUUGUCAAUAUAGACAUCUUUUUUGCUUUUCUUUAUCUUUAUUCUGCGUUAAUCAUUCGUAUACAUCUUCUAAAUUUAUUAUUAUCAUGACUAAAAUGCAAAAAAAAUAUUGAAGGCAAAUCUAAUGUUCUCCGACAUCUCAACUUAACAUCAAAUCAUUAUUCUUCAUGUGGACAUUCAAAUCUUAUUGACAUUUCACUCUUGUUUCCCUUCUCUUUCUUUCUCUUUCUUCACACACGCAAAUCACAAAACAUUCAACACACAACACAUCAUAAAUCUAUUCACAAAAAAACACUCAUUUCUUAGUAUGUCUUUUUAUACAUAUGCUUGUUCUCUAUCUUUCUAUUUUUCACUCUUUUUUUGAGAAGGAAAAAAACAAAAAUUAUCAUCUUUUCAAGGAAACGCAAAGAAACUCAAGAUAUCUCAAUCGUCAUCUAGCCUGGAGUUAAAGAUCAAAAUUAUUUACUCCAAUAAUUUGGCAUAAACUCUCAAUGACCUUACUAAUCAACUUUUUGCUUUUUGCUUUUUCUUUAUUGUUCCACCAAAAUGUGUAUAUUUCAUUUGAAAUGAAAUUUGCAACAAUUGAUUGAUUCGUAGUUGAUGAUAAAUUAAUUUAUAUUGUAAUUCAACCUGCUGAUUCCACUCAUUUAAACUGACCAACAAUUCGCCGGACAAAAAAAACACAUUUUCCACGAAAAUAAAAGGAAAUUGGUUGAAAUUUUGUAAAAUGGAAAAAUCUGCUUAGGUACUUUUUCUUUAAAGAAAGGUGCCUUCUCUUGCUCGCUCUUUGUCUAAUUACAAUCUUGACAUUCACUUCACAAUCAGUUAAUUGGAAAGACAAUUGCCUACCAGUAAAAUCUCAUCUGAUGAUCCAAAUCACAUCUAUUUACUCCCUGUCUUUACACUUCUCUUCCCAGUCAUCCGAACUGGUUCUUCCUCUCUAACAAUUUCAUGUUCAGUUACACACUGCUACGUUUCAUUCCUGUUAACGACCUUUCCAUCUUAGCCUUCUUCAACCUUUCUUUCUCCCUCUAAUCCUCUUUCUUACCUUUCUUGCUGGCAACAACAAAUCUUCAAUCUUUAGUUAAUUCCGCUCUUUUUCAGCUCACAUUUUCCCAUCACUUCAUACAUUUCAACUUUUUUCCUUCUGUUAUCCAUUUCAACCUGUAAAACUGCAACAAUUUGCAGCUAUUCACCAUAAACUGAGCAUCCAACCACCAUUGUAAUUAACAGAUGAAACAUCACCGUCCAUUUAAUUGUAAUUUGUAAAUUGAUUCAUAGCUAUCAUUUGAAACUUUUUUGUAUUUUGUUUCGUUUUGCUCUGGGCUUAUUGUAAAAUAUAGCUUAACAACCAACAAGUAAGCCAAGAUUGCUUGAGUCUAUCGGUUUACAGACUUUUUAAUUUAACCAAUUACUUCUUUUUUUUCAUCUAACUCUUUCACGGUGAUUAAUAAAUUGUGUUUAAAUUUGUCAAGAUCAACUGGAAUAAUAAAAAGUUACAACAAA
Messenger RNA from Tetranychus urticae (two-spotted spider mite), 2768 nucleotides. The record is from RefSeq and is a predicted model, not a curated record. NCBI's taxonomy places the organism in Eukaryota, Metazoa, Arthropoda, Arachnida, Trombidiformes, Tetranychidae.